GUUAAAUAUGUACCAGAUCAAGAUGUUUGAAAAUGCAUGGAGCGAUAAUUCAUGGCCGAUAGAUAGAAAAUAUUAUCUCCAUAAUUUCUGAUUCUGUGGUUACGAAAUCAAUCAACUCUUUCUGCAAGAUAUUCCGGCACUGAACAUGCCAGAGAUGCCAACACCUUUGUCUGGAUACUUUAUGGGAACAAAUCAAAGACAAUAUGAAGAAGAAACUGGGUUAAAAUCAAACAGAGAUCCAAUGAAUGAUGAGGAGCAAAAAUCUUUAGAUAAUAAAGCUUUUAACAAGGUUCUCUCGGAGCAAGUUGCUCAAAGCUCUUCGUUGCAAGUAUAUCCAUCUUUCGAUUUCAACAAGAAGAAGAUGAAAAAAAUUGAAAGAGACUUCACCAAUUUAAACUCAAGAAAGGAUGUAGUUUACAAGGUAGUCCUUAGAUUCUUCAGGAGGACUUGCCAGAUGCAAAUCAAGCAAAUGAAAUGCUCAACAUGCACCUAUCAGCUUGACUCUGAGCAUCCUUGCUGUCACACUGGUGAGAAAGCAAGAAUGUUCUUAAAGUCUGUACUAGGCAUUCCUCCCACUCCUGAGCUAGUUGAAAUAUUCAAAGUUAUCGUAUCGUUUGGCUCUCUGUACAAUUCUUCGGAGUCGCCAGCUUAUGAGUUCACGAAUCUGUUCAAAGCUUGAAUGGGCAAGUUCAACAGAAAGAAGCUCCACAAGAUAAUAUCGAACAAAUAUUUUGCUGCAAUUUUUGUCAAAUUUUGGCAAAGACCCGAGUUAUUCCAAAAUAUGGUUAGGUCCUUGAACUCAAAGAGAGCACAAUUAAUAAAUGAAGAAGCCCAUAGAUACUACCUACAGAAGCUGAUUCACAGCUGUAUGGAGACCCUUCAGAAAUAGAGUUCAC
This is a messenger RNA of Moneuplotes crassus, 896 nucleotides long. The record is from the annotation of a GenBank genome assembly. NCBI's taxonomy places the organism in Eukaryota, Ciliophora, Spirotrichea, Euplotida, Euplotidae.